Molecule: messenger RNA, 1886 nt
Organism: Gambusia affinis (western mosquitofish)
Lineage: Eukaryota; Metazoa; Chordata; Actinopteri; Cyprinodontiformes; Poeciliidae
Gene: smim22
Product: leucine rich repeat containing 2
Exons: 9
Coding region: 581-1624 (347 amino acids)
Molecular function (GO): protein binding
Source: RefSeq, a predicted model, not a curated record
GGUCCGAACAGGAAGCUCGACGUUCCGGUCUACGAUCUGUCUGCGGUCCGAGGAAUCUGGGAGGUCCGAGUGAAGAAGUACCGAACCAGGCAGAAGAAGGAGCAGGAGAGGGUGGAGAACAGCGCCCUCGCCAGGUCAGUUUCAUCAAUGUCAGAGCAGCGCUGCCUUUCACAGCCUGGCCUGAAGGGGGCGGUGUUCCCGUUCACAGCCUGGCCUGAAGGGGGCGGUGUUCCCGUUCACAGCCUGGCCUGAAGGGGGCGGUGUUCCCGUUCACAGCCUGGCCUGAAGGGGGCGGUGUUGUGUCAUCAACUUACAGCUUCGAUCCCAAAACAAGACAGAGAUUCACUUCAGAGUUUUAGGUCUAAAUACAACAUUCCUGAAUUUCCAACAGCUAAAUAUUCCAGAAACAGUUGGAAGAGACGCACAUAUGACAGGAAAUGACCUAAUUAAUGACAUCAGCAGUUUGUGCUCUCUGACCAACAGCAGCAUCCAGUCAGUGGAUCUUUUCACUGAGGCUGAAUCACACACAGCUGACUGGUGAUGGAGGAAACCAGUGAGAGCAGAAGCUGCUUUUAGCAACAUGAACACUGUGAGGAUCGAUCAGCAGUGGCAGUACCGCAUCUACUGCAAGAGCAUGAAGGCCAAAGAGCUGCAGCAGCUGCACCACUACCUGGAGAGGUCGCUGCUGACGGAGCCACCGCCGUACGGAGAACACCUGGACCGGAACACAGACGUCCAGCGGGAGGAUCCGAGAGUCCAGCAGGACGGGGAUCAUCCGGAUCGGAAGGAUCUGAUCUUCCGGCUGGAAGGAGAUCGCUGGCUGGACUUUCCCCGGGAGCUGCAGUGGACCACCUACCUGCAGGAGUGGCACGUCAGACGGACUCGGAUCCGCCAGCUGCCCGACUUCCUGGUUCUGUUCACGCAGCUCACCGUCCUGGAGAUUCCCAGGAACCUCAUCGCGGAUCUGCCGCCUCAGAUCGGGAAGCUGGCGGCGCUCCGCAGGCUGAACGUCAGCUACAACCGCCUGUCCAGAGUUCCUCCGGAGCUCGGAGACUGUGAGAAGCUGGAGCGUCUGGAACUGGCCGGAAACCUGAGCCUCAGCGAACUGCCCUUUGAGCUCAGCAGCCUGAAGCAGCUGGUCCACCUGGACAUCUCGGAGAACCGGUUCGUCUCCAUCCCCAUCUGCGCCCUGAGGAUGAGCCGCCUGCAGCUGCUGGACCUGAGCAACAACCAGCUGAGCGACCUGCCGCAGGACAUGGACAGGCUGCAGGAGCUCUCCACCCUCUACGUCCAUAAGAACAGCCUGUCGUACCUCCCAGUUUGUCUCACCAACAUCACCAGUCUGAAGAUGCUGGUUGCCAGCGGCGACGCGCUGACCUGCGUCCCGACCAAACUCUGCAACGACCCGGAGAUCAAGUUCAUCCGUCUCUAUGACAACCCCGAGAAGAAGAGGAAGACGGAGGAAAAGGAGAAGAAGAAGAAUGAGAAGAGGAGGAGGUGGAGGGAGCAGGAGGUGAAGGACGGCAGUGAGAAGGAGUUCAUGGAGGCGUACAUCAGCACACUGAAGGACAGAGACACCGUCCCCUUCUCCACCACCAAGGUCUCCAUCUCAUGCCUGCUGUGACGGACCGGAACCAGAACCGGACCAGUUCUGCAGAGUCCAGUUGGUCAGAACAGCUGCUGGACGGGGGUCCAGAUCCUGGUUCUGAUGGUUCUGGAGGUUCUGGAGGUUCUGGAGUCGCCCAGAAGGUUCUAGUUUUUCUUGUUGGGUUUUAUUUCAGUUUAAAUUCCAAAUUUUUAUACGUCUCAAAGUUUUAAUAGAAAAUAAAAAUAAAAUCAGAAACAGCAGAAAAACUAAAUAAUGAGAAUAAAAUGUUCCUGUUUCA